AUGGACAUCAAGUCGAUGAAAAUUGUCCAGCUCAACAUGGUGAGGUCCAGAACAGUUUCCGAUGAGCUGCUCCACCAUUGUAUCAGCUUAAAAGUUGACAUCGCUCUAGUACAAGAGCCAUACACACUCAAGGGUGUGCUACAUGGUCUCGAGUACAGAGCCACCCGCACAGUUAAAAGGAAAACCAAUGAGCAUAACGGUGUCUGGGCUGCCAUUGUGGUAUUCAAUAGCCACUUGGAUAUUAUAACAAAACCUCAGCUAACCUCGGAGCAUACAGUCGUAGAUGUGGCGUACCCUGGCCAAACUCCGAUCGACCUAGUAUUCAGUUACUUCCAAUUCCGCCGUCCAACGGAAUCCUUUACUGGUGAAAUAUCGCGUAUCCACGCAUCACUCCUAGAUAGGACUGUUUUAGGAAUGGACGUCAAUGCGUUCUCACCCAGAUGGCAUGACCACAGGCAGAACGAAAAAGGUAGAAUAGUUGAGAACAUGAUCAAUGACCUGGGCCUGGUCGUCAUCAACAAACAUGGCAAUGAGUACACCUUCCUAAGGUGCCAGGGGUCGCAGAAACGUUGA
Molecule: messenger RNA, 573 nt
Organism: Macrosiphum euphorbiae (potato aphid)
Lineage: Eukaryota; Metazoa; Arthropoda; Insecta; Hemiptera; Aphididae
Source: the annotation of a GenBank genome assembly